UGGACAACAAAGAUGGCAGGAGUAGGAAGCAGCAACUAUUGGGAAGAUCUGCGAAAGCAGGCCCGGCAGUUGGAGAAUGAGCUGGACCUCAAGCUUGUUUCCUUCAGUAAAUUGUGCACCAGUUACAGCAGCUCCAGGGAGGGACGUCGAGGAGACACGUCAGACACCACCCCCUUGCUUAACAACUCUACCCAGGACAGAAUGUUUGACACGAUGUCAGUGGAGAUUGAACAGCUUCUGGCAAAACUCACCGCGGUGAAUGACAAGAUGGCAGAGUACAGCAGCACCCCAGGCGCGGCUUCUCUCAAUGCUGCUCUCAUGCAUACACUCCAGAGACACAGAGACAUCUUGCAGGACUACACUCAUGAAUUCCACAAAACCAAAGGCAACUUCUUGGCCAUCAGGGAAAGGGAAGAUCUACUUGGGUCUGUGAGGAAGGACAUUGAGACAUAUAAGAGUGGCUCCGGGGUCAACAACAGAAGAACAGAGCUGUUUCUGAAGGAGCAUGAACACCUGAGAAACUCUGAUAGAUUGAUGGAUGACACAAUAAGUAUUGCCAUGGCAACCAAGGAAAACAUGACCUCUCAGAGGGGCCUGCUGAAGUCCAUACAGAGCAGGGUGAACACACUGGCCAACCGCUUCCCAGCCAUCAACAACCUCAUCCAACGAAUCAACCUAAGGAAGAGGCGGGAUUCCCUCAUUUUAGGUGGAGUGAUUGGUGUCUGCACCAUUCUUCUGCUGCUCUACGCUUUUCACUGAAUGACCAUCUAACGACAAAUGGGUUUAUAAAGGUGUGGGGUUACUGUCCUCCUUGUAGUAUUGGAAGGCCCCAGGACAUGGAGGUUAUUGGCUGGAUGACCCUGGAUGCUGCUGAGCAGGACAUUUGGUUGGCCCAAUCCUAGGACAGGACCAAUAUUGCCCAGCACACACUACUCAAUUUGUAUUUAGCCGAGGGACAGGAUGAGAAUUGGUGGUUGGAUGCUGUUCUGCCAAUAAGGAAAUGGAGACCCUAAGUACUAAUAGAAAAAUCUUAAAGAAUUCUAUCGACAAUUCACUUGGAGAGAGACUUUAUGCUAAAGAAGAUCUGAAGAGACUGUGACUCUAAUACUGCUUGUGGUUGUUUUGUGAAGUGGAAGGAUUUUUAUUUGAAUGGUCCUUUUUAAAUGAUGAGGUUUGGUGUAUGGUUCAUCUUGGGCUGUAAAAUGUGCAUUAAUAAAUUAUUCAUAUUCAGUAUGUUGAAAACAGUGACAUGACUAUAUGCUUAACACUUAAAAUAUUUUAUUUUUCAAUAUGAUUUAAAUUAUAUUAAACUUCAUUGAAGAAUUGGGAAUUGAAUUUUUCAGCCAUACAAUAAAGCACCUUAGCAUGACUAGCACAAGAUCAGAACCACACUGAGGAUGAAUGCAUGUAUAAAGGGAGGUAUGUGAAAAUCAUGUAUUCAACUACAGUAGGAUGGACAGUUUUGGUAUCAAGGUGUUAUCUCUUUGGAUGUAGUGGUAAAGCAUAAGCUAUGUUAAACAUUUUAUCGUAUCUCUGUCAUUAGGCUUUUUGUGUAACUACUUUAACUCCUGCUAACUCGUCUUUUAUCAGCUGUACAUACAUCUCUAAGUCUAUUUCUCAAACAAGUGCCCUGCAUAAGAUUCUGUUUAUACAUAAAUGAAUCUUCAGUUACCAGAAAAAGUAAU
Molecule: messenger RNA, 1685 nt
Organism: Lampris incognitus (smalleye Pacific opah)
Lineage: Eukaryota; Metazoa; Chordata; Actinopteri; Lampriformes; Lampridae
Gene: gosr1
Product: golgi SNAP receptor complex member 1
Exons: 9
Coding region: 13-759 (248 amino acids)
Biological process (GO): vesicle fusion; endoplasmic reticulum to Golgi vesicle-mediated transport
Cellular component (GO): cis-Golgi network; Golgi membrane; SNARE complex
Molecular function (GO): SNAP receptor activity
Source: RefSeq, a predicted model, not a curated record